AUGAAUGGGAAAAAAAAUUUUUUGGUCAGCAAUGAAGAAAAAGAGAACAUCCCUUUAAGUUCAACAUCAAAACGUUCGUCGAGAUCGUCAUCUAGUAGUUCCAGUUCGUCUUCUAGCGUCAACAGUAGCAGUUCGUCAUCUUCUAGCAGCAGCUCUUCCUCUCGAUGUUGUUCACUGGAACAAGGACGAUUUGUUUCCCAUAUCUUAAAAGGUAAAGAAAUUGAAGCCCAGCCUCAGUCUUUAUCAUCUAGAACUACUUCACCUUCAAUACUAGAAUCCGUAAUUUUAACACCACGAACUCCAGCUGUACAUUACCGUAUAUCGCCAAUGAAUUCAGAAGAGAGUGAUGCUGAUAUUAGUGACAAUGAUCCCACUUAUAAUGAACAUCAAGGUAGAAAACGUUCGCCAAGCUCAUCUUCAAGUUCCUCUGAUGAUGGUACUUCUGAAGUAGUUGCAACAUCGCCCAGGAGAUCGAAGAAACGUAAAGCUGAUCCUACUAAAUGGAAGCAAAAUAACCAAAAGAUAAAACGAAAUGCAGGAGAACAAUACAUUUCUACUAAGACUAGAAACGUUGUUCCUGCGCGUCAAAUGAAGAGUCCAUGCAAUCAGAAAUGCAGAUUGAAAUGCAGCGAAAAUUUUGAUGAGGCUAUAAAAGACUUCAACAUUUCAAAUGUUUUUGGGCACUAG
This is a messenger RNA of Diabrotica virgifera virgifera (western corn rootworm), 687 nucleotides long. RefSeq lists its product as uncharacterized. The record is from RefSeq and is a predicted model, not a curated record. Lineage: Eukaryota; Metazoa; Arthropoda; Insecta; Coleoptera; Chrysomelidae. Bases 1 to 687 code for a protein of 228 amino acids. The transcript has a single exon.